GCAUUUCAUUUGUUUGUUUGCUGAUUUUUUUUUCCUCCUCUUUAAUCAAUAUUUGUCAUUACAAAUUUGCUAAAUUGGCUGCUGUUUUAUGAUGUUUCUUGCCGAGAAGAUUCCCAAAUUUCUCUGCUCUGAAACAAAGUUCAAUGUUUUUCAGUCAUAAACUCCAUUAUUGACCGCCAGCUAACAAGCAACCCAAGCCUUCCUUUUAUAGUCACAUGCCUUAAAAGGUUAAAGUUGGAGCCUUUGUAAUUUCAUAGUUCUACUACAUAAACCCCAGGACCCCAUCUUGGUUUUUGCCUUUUCAUUCCCAGUAGUCAAAAAAAAAAAUUUGUCCUUUUUGCUUUCAUUUCUGAAUCUGGGUUUUUCCCUUUCUACCUUAAUUCCAUUAAAGAUCCGUUUUUCUUCAUUUCCUUUUAGUUUCUGAAUCUGGAUCUUUUAAAUCACUGAAUUCUGAUCCAUUUUUCUUCAUUUUCUGAAUUUGGGUCUUUUUCUUUCAAUCCAAAUGGGUGGUUGCUUGACAAAAACCAAAGGGUCAAACCCACAACACAACAAUGGCUAUAAAUCAGGAGCCACAACAACAACAGCUGCUGAACAACCCCAACCUACCCACAUCCCUGAAAAACCAGGCACUCAAGCACCAUGGAAGCCAGUGGUUCCAACCCCAAGUGCCAAGCCUGCCCCAAAAAGUGACACCAUCCUUGGCAAACCAUAUGAAGACAUAAGGAUGCACUACACAAUUGGUAAAGAACUGGGAAAAGGUCAGUUUGGUGUAACUUAUCUUUGCAUUGAGAAUUCAACUGGGAAACAAUAUGCUUGCAAGACUAUAUCAAAGAGGAAGUUAAUCACAAAGAAUGAUAAAGAAGAUAUGAGAAGGGAGAUACAAAUUAUGCAGCAUUUGAGUGGGCAACCUAAUAUUGUGGAGUUUAAAGGUGCAUAUGAAGAUAAGUUAUCAGUUCACCUUGUAAUGGAAUUAUGUGCGGGUGGUGAGUUGUUUGAUAGGAUUAUUGCCAAAGGACAUUAUAGUGAAAGAGCAGCUGCUUCCAUGGGCAGGGCAAUUGUGAAUGUUGUCCAUGCUUGUCAUUUCAUGGGAGUGAUGCAUAGGGACCUUAAACCUGAGAAUUUCUUGUUGUCUAGCAAGGGUGAGAAUGCCCUUUUGAAGGCUACUGAUUUCGGGUUAUCGGUGUUCAUCGAAGAGGGAAAGGUGUAUAGGGACAUAGUUGGGAGUGCAUACUAUGUUGCUCCUGAAGUACUAAAGCGUAAAUACGGGAAGGAAAUUGAUAUAUGGAGUGCUGGAGUUAUAUUGUAUAUCUUACUCAGUGGUGUGCCUCCAUUUUGGGCAGAAACGGAGAAGGGGAUAUUUGAUGCUAUUGUAGAAGGAGAAAUUGACUUUGAAAGUCAGCCAUGGCCAUCUAUUUCAGACAGUGCUAAGGACCUUGUCCGAAAGAUGUUAACGCAGGAUCCAAAAAAGCGCAUUACUUCAACUCAAGCCCUAGAGCAUCCAUGGAUAAGAGAAGAUGGAAAUGCAUCAGACAAGCCACUAGACAAUGCAGUCCUUUCUAGAAUGAAGCAAUUCAGAAGAAUGAACAAACUAAAGCAACUUGCCUUAAAGGUCAUUGCAGAAAAUCUUUCCACUGAAGAAAUUCAAGGAUUGAAGCAAAUGUUUGCAAACAUAGACACUGAUAACAGUGGCACAAUCACUUAUGAUGAACUUAAGAAUGGAUUGGCUCGACUAGGAUCAAAGCUGACAGAAGCUGAGGUCAAGCAGCUGAUGGAAGCUGCUGAUGUAGAUGGAAAUGGCACUAUUGAUUACAUUGAAUUUAUCACUGCUACAAUGCAUAGACAUAGGCUCGAAAGAGAUGAACAUCUUUACAAAGCUUUUCAACAUUUUGACAAGGACAACAGUGGACAUAUCACAAGAGAUGAGCUUGAAGCUGCCAUGAAAGAAUACGGAAUGGGUGACGACGACACAAUCAAAGAAAUUAUAUCCGAAGUUGACACCGACAAUGAUGGUAAAAUCAACUAUGAGGAGUUCAGGGCCAUGAUGAGAAGUGGAACCCAACAAGGGCAACUGUUUUAAGAAUUUAUGUAUAUGACUUGAUUUGCAGGAAUCAACUACAAAAUUUCCCAAAUUUCGUGCAUAAAUGGCUAUAACAGAGAUGUUCUAGGUUUUCUUUAUAUUGUUAUGCUUGAGUUUUCAUUUUGCAGAUUCUUGUGCUUAUGAAUUCGAUGAAUCAGCUAUCAACUAAACUUAAUUUUAGUAUUUUAAUGCUUGAUUUAAAUAGCUAA
Gossypium raimondii (Peruvian cotton) is the source of this 2286-nucleotide messenger RNA. Its product is annotated as calcium-dependent protein kinase 33. Lineage: Eukaryota; Viridiplantae; Streptophyta; Magnoliopsida; Malvales; Malvaceae. The transcript has 8 exons. Bases 503 to 2077 code for a protein of 524 amino acids. Gene Ontology annotation, molecular function: calmodulin binding; calcium ion binding; calcium/calmodulin-dependent protein kinase activity. The record is from RefSeq and is a predicted model, not a curated record. Gene Ontology annotation, cellular component: cytoplasm; nucleus. Gene Ontology annotation, biological process: peptidyl-serine phosphorylation; protein autophosphorylation; intracellular signal transduction.